Molecule: messenger RNA, 2810 nt
Organism: Dromiciops gliroides (monito del monte)
Lineage: Eukaryota; Metazoa; Chordata; Mammalia; Microbiotheria; Microbiotheriidae
Gene: COCH
Product: cochlin
Exons: 12
Coding region: 150-1799 (549 amino acids)
Source: RefSeq, a predicted model, not a curated record
UGUGUGUGUGUGUGUCCGUCCGUCCGUCCGUCCGUCCGUCCGUCUUCUUUCUGUCUCCAUUCGUCUCUUCCCUCUUUUCUUUCUCCCUUACUUAUCCUUUUGCUUGCUUCCCUGCCUCCAAAUCAGGUCUGAGUAUUCCUCGAGCCAGCAUGUCUCCGGCUUGGAUCUCUCUUCUCUGCCUCGGUGGCUUCUUCCUCCUGCCGGGACCUGUGAGCUGCGAGGGCGCGGCUCCUAUUGCUAUCACAUGCUUUACAAGAGGAAUUGAUAUCAGGAAGGAGAAAGCUGAUGUCCUUUGCCCUGGGGGGUGUCUUCUCCGAGAUUUCUAUGUCUUUGGGAACAUAGUAUAUGCCUCUCUUUCAAGCAUCUGUGGAGCUGCCAUUCACAGAGGGGUAAUCACCAGCUCGGGAGGGGCUGUGCGGGUCUAUGGUCUACCUGGCCGGGAAAACUAUUCUUCAGUAGCUUCUAAUGGCAUCCAGUCUCAAACCCUGACCCGAUGGUCCUCAUCUUUCACAGUAUCCAAAGGCAAAAGUGGAGCUUUGGAAGCCACAGGACGGGCAGUGUCCACAGCACGUCCACCAGCAGGUAAACGACAGAAGAAAACACCUGACAAAAAAGCUGGAAACAAAGAUUGUAAGGCAGAUAUUGCUUUUCUGAUUGAUGGAAGCUUUAAUAUUGGACAACGUAGAUUUAACCUACAGAAGAACUUUGUUGGAAAAGUGGCUCUGAUGUUGGGGAUUGGAACAGAAGGACCACAUGUGGGACUUGUUCAGGCCAGUGAACAUCCCAAAAUUGAAUUUUUUCUGAAGAAUUUUACUUCAGCCAAAGAUGUUUUGUUUGCCAUAAAGGAAGUGGGUUUCAGAGGGGGCAAUUCCAAUACAGGAAAAGCCUUAAAACACACAGCCCAGAAAUUCUUCUCAGCAGACAGUGGAGUGAGAAAAGGCAUUCCAAAGGUGGUGGUGGUCUUCAUUGAUGGCUGGCCCUCUGACGACAUAGAGGAAGCUGGCAUUGUGGCCAGAGAAUUCGGGGUUAAUGUAUUCAUUGUCUCUGUGGCCAAACCUAUACCCGAAGAACUGGGGAUGGUUCAGGAUGUUGGCUUUGUGGACAAGGCGGUCUGUCGGAAUAAUGGUUUCUUCUCCUACCACAUUCCAAGCUGGUUUGGCACCACUAAGUAUGUGAAGCCACUGGUCCAGAAGCUCUGUACCCAUGAGCAGAUGAUGUGUAGCAAGACGUGCUACAAUUCUGUCAACAUCGCUUUCCUGAUUGAUGGCUCCAGUAGUGUAGGAGACAGUAACUUCCGCCUUAUGCUUGAAUUUAUCUCCAAUAUAGCCAAGACCUUUGAGAUCUCUGAUAUUGGUGCCAAGAUUGCUGCUGUGCAGUUCACCUAUGAUCAACGCACAGAGUUCAGUUUUACUGACUAUACCACCAAGGAGAAUGUCCUAGCUGUCAUUAGAAACAUCCGCUAUAUGAGUGGUGGGACAGCCACUGGAGAUGCCAUUUCUUUCACCGUGAGAAAUGUGUUUGGCCCUGUGAGGGAUGGACCCAACAAAAACUUCCUUGUCAUUGUAACUGAUGGGCAGUCCUAUGAUGACGUUAGAGCCCCUGCUGCUGCUGCUCAUAAAGCAGGUAUCACCGUCUACUCUAUUGGUGUGGCUUGGGCACCUUUGGAUGAUCUGAAAGAUAUGGCCUCUGAACCAAAGGAGACUCAUGCCUUCUUCACAAGAGAGUUCUCAGGAUUAGAACAGAUAGCUACUGAUAUAAUUAGAGGCAUUUGUAGAGAUUUCUUGGAAUCACAACAGUAAAAGUGACAUUUUCAUAGCAGAAAGAAAUGCUACAAAGGUCUCUAGUGCUUAUGCUAAUGUCAAUACAUAAAGUACUUGGAUCUACUACAUAAACAUUCUAAAGAUAUCAGUACCUCUCAAAAACUUAAUUGGACAUAUACACUAUACAUUUUACAUUAAUGGCUUUAUGACAGGCAUAAGAUCCAAGAUGAUUUUUGGAAGCACAUUUCUUAUUUGCAAAAAUACUCAUAAUCUUGGUUAGGGAAAAUGAGUUAUCAUUUAAUAUCAAUUGACAACCUUGAAGUUAUCAUAAAUAAAAGGUAACUGCAAAUUGGUCUGAAAGCAGAUAUAUCUCCUCCAAAAAGAAAGAAAAAAAUUAACUCUUAAAUAUGAGAAAUGAAAAGGACACAUUGGAACCUAUUUAUAGAAGUGGUUCUUAGUUCCUUGGAGCUUGCCAAAAUGAUGUCAUAACAGAUAAAAUAGUAUUUUGAUCCAAUUAUGUUCUGCUCAUUUGUAGAUGUUUCUUUAACAUUAUGCACUCAAGAAGGAUCUCUUGGUGUUUUAUUCACUUCUGUACGUGUUCAUUGGAUGUAAAACUAAGGAUUUAUGAAUGGCACGAAAGGAAAUCAUUUAUCAAGCUUUACGUAGUGUAUUUUUGUAAUAACUUAUAACUAGCAACUUAUUACAUUGAAUGUGGGGGGGAGUGCCUUGUAUUUUUCUAUUUAUAUCCUUAAUUUUUUACACGUAUAGAUGAAACUGGCUAGUACUAUAACAAUCUCUAAUGUACAAAAAAAAAAUGACAAGCAAGUUUUAAACUCAUCUUACAUUAUAAACAUUUUGCUUGAAGAUAAUUCGUAGGAAAAAUACAUACACAUUGCAAAUAACUUAGAAUGGAAACCACAGGGAUGAAACAUUACUACUUGGAUGUUUGAGCAAUAAAAAACAAACAAACAAAAAAAAAACGUUUAAUGUCUGUACUAUUCCAAGUUGCCUAACAUUACACUCUUAUUUAUAGGAUUUGAUUAUUACAAU